This is a messenger RNA of Durio zibethinus, 1271 nucleotides long. RefSeq names its product GTP-binding nuclear protein Ran-3. Gene Ontology annotation, cellular component: cytoplasm; nucleus. Gene Ontology annotation, biological process: protein import into nucleus; ribosomal subunit export from nucleus. The record is from RefSeq and is a predicted model, not a curated record. Lineage: Eukaryota; Viridiplantae; Streptophyta; Magnoliopsida; Malvales; Malvaceae. Gene Ontology annotation, molecular function: GTPase activity; GTP binding.
GGGCGCGGCAAAAUAGUAAGUGGACCCCAGGGGAAUGGAUCGGACGGUGAAUAUGUUCUAGAAGAGGAAAAAAGGUCAGAGUAAACAAAUCUAACGGCAGAUAGAGUUGCGUCAGGUUAAAGCCAGGCCCUAAGAGCUGAGACCCUGAAAAGCCCUCACUCUUAUAAACCUUUGCUAUCGCCGUCUCUCAAAUCACUCCAUCUUCUUCCCUCUCGAUUUUCUCCGCUUUCGCCUAACAAAAGCAGAUUCGUAGAAUAUCUAUUCCCUCGCUGCCUAUUUCGAGUUUUAGUAAUCAAUGGCUUUGCCGAACCAACAAACCGUUGAGUAUCCGAGCUUCAAGCUCGUCAUCGUCGGCGACGGAGGCACUGGGAAGACGACAUUCGUUAAGAGGCAUCUGACUGGAGAGUUUGAAAAGAAAUAUGAGCCAACCAUUGGUGUGGAGGUUCACCCAUUGGACUUCUUCACAAACUGUGGGAAAAUCCGUUUUUACUGCUGGGAUACUGCUGGACAGGAGAAGUUUGGUGGUCUCAGAGAUGGUUACUACAUCCACGGCCAGUGUGCCAUUAUCAUGUUUGAUGUUACUGCCCGAUUGACGUACAAGAAUGUUCCUACAUGGCACCGUGAUCUUUGCAGGGUGUGUGAGAAUAUUCCUAUUGUUUUGUGCGGUAACAAGGUUGAUGUGAAGAACAGGCAGGUCAAGGCAAAACAGGUCACAUUCCAUAGGAAGAAGAAUCUGCAAUACUAUGAAAUUUCUGCCAAGAGCAACUAUAAUUUUGAGAAGCCUUUCUUGUACCUUGCCAGGAAGCUUGCAGGUGAUGCUAACCUCCAUUUUGUGGAGUCUCCUGCACUUGCUCCACCGGAAGUACACAUUGACUUGGCUGCACAGCAGCAGCAUGAAGCUGAGCUUGCAGCGGCAGCUAGUCAGCCCCUUCCAGAUGAUGAUGAUGAUGCAUUUGAGUAGAGGACUUUCAGUUUCACUGCAAUUUCAACAUUUUCUGUUGCUUUUUUCAUCUUCCCUUAAUUUCGAUAUGCUGUUUUCUUAAAAUUUUCAAAUUGUAUGGCAGAGUUUGGUUAUCAGAAGUAGGGGUGUUGUCUGCUUAUUUGAGGACGGGGACAAUGUGCUAGAUUUUUCACAUAUACUUGUUAUGGGUCUUUGGUGGUGUUUUGCUGUUGUUUGUUGCCAUGUUGGUGGUCUGGAGUUUGCUUAUGCAGUCAUUCUAUAUGUGUUGAAUUUGAAUCAAUCAGUUAGAAGACUAUUAGAAUUCACCUCU